Molecule: messenger RNA, 3350 nt
Organism: Petromyzon marinus (sea lamprey)
Lineage: Eukaryota; Metazoa; Chordata; Hyperoartia; Petromyzontiformes; Petromyzontidae
Source: RefSeq, a predicted model, not a curated record
GGAAACACUCGAUUCGAUUCGCAAUCGAUAACACCAUAAUCGACUAUCGAUUACAAUUUUCUGAAUCGAUCGCGGGCCCGGGGCACGUGACGCGUUAAGGGCCAAUCGGCGCCACCCCCCUUCCCCUCCCACCUCCUCUCCCAUAGCAACCACGACGGCGUCUCAAAGAUGUCGGCUCGCGGAUCCCGCUCGGCCUUCGUUCUGCACGGAUUCAAGGCCGCCCUCAGAGACAAGCCAAGUGAAUACCUCACCAACUCUCAGAGGACUUCAACGUCCUCUUUCCUCAGCCAGAGCACAAGCUUCUCAGCUGGGAACAUGAGGCCAAAAAGUGUCCCAGCAGGCUCAUCGGCAGUGAAUGGCCGUGGCGGCAGCCCCACGCUGGACGAGCUGGAGCUGAGCCUGCACGACCUGAAGCUCCAGGUGAGUGACCUCCGUUCUAGCCUGGAUGUCGACUUCGCCUCGGACAAGGCCGCCGGAGAAACCCGAAAGACCCGACAGUGGCCCCUGUUGCCGGAUCCGGAGCCCGGCAUGGGCGCUUUUGAAGACGACAGUGACGACGCCUGGUUUCUCGGUCCGAGACGCCGCUCCAGGUUUUCCUUGGACGGCAGCGCCACCACCAUCGCCGCUGCCGGCCUGGGGCUGCACCGCGAGGCGUUCCCGGUGCAGAUCGGCGCUCCGCACAUCGUCGGCGUGCCCUCGCUGCUGCCGCCGGCGAUCCCCGUGCGGGGCAGGUCACCCGUGCGGACGGCGGCGACGGUGGUGCUGGAGGAGGUGGCGAGGGCUCGCCGCUCGCGCUCGCUCGAGCGCUGGGCCGCGGACAGGAGAGGCGCGCGGAGGAGCGGGAUGACCCGCUCGCGGUCGCAGUCGCCGAAGCCGGCGUGGAGGCCCAGCUCGGCAAAACCCGACCUCAGCUCACGGCCGCCGCCGCCGGUGCUGCGGUCGCGCAGGAGCGGAGCGAGGGGGAAGAGUGACGAGGAGGGACGGCUGUCGGAGGACGAGCGUGGCCGGCAGCCCUGGCGGGGCCUGCGGUCGUCCCUGCGGUCGCUUUCCGCCGAGCACAGUCCAGGCCCCGCUUCUCGGGGUCCCACGGCGCUGGACGUGAGCGAAAGGUUUGUUGGUUCUCUGGGAGGCCACUUGGGGGGCACGUCUCCGUACGGGGAGGCUCUGCGCCGCUUGCGCCGGCAGCGUCUGCGGGUGGAGGAGGAGCUGCUGCUGGAGCUCAAGCGGCAGCUGGAACUGGAGAGGACGCGCGGGCCCCGGCCUAAGUGGUACGAGAUGAGGGGUCCUCAGUUCCACUACGAAGCCAGGAAGAACAACAACCACUUGCGGAGCAGCGCCGAGUGGCAGAGGAUCUAUGACUACAGGAACCAACUGCUCUCGGCCUCGCAUACUUUCAGGGAAGGCCUGGCCAACAGGCCCUAGCGUCCAUUGCCCAAGUUAUUGCUGAUCCGGGCGAAGACCUGUCUACACUUGAAAACCCAGUUGAAAUUUUGGAUCAUCGCCAUCGCCGUUGUCCAUCCACUGCUGGAUAAAGGUCUCUCCCCAUGCCGCCGAUAUCCUUCCCGGUCCUGCGAUGUAACGAUCCCAUCAAGUGCCUGCACGAGGGCCGACCUCACGGCUCCGUCUCUCCCCUGUGGACAUCCUUUCGUUCACGUUUCCUCCUUUGGCUGCCACCCACCCUUGUCAUCCGUCUCAACCAUCGUCCCAAAUCGCGACAACCUCCCGGCCUGGCCCGCUGACUUACUUAACGGUCAACAUCGUGUGUGCCUUGCUUGUGCUUGUUCUGCAAUCUGCCUCUCGGCGGUGUGAUUCCACUCACUGAUUCAAGAGCCGAAUGGCUCACAGGGCUGUACCAAAUAAAUGGAGCUAAAUGGAACUAAAUGGAACUGAUUCCGCAUGCUAUCGCGGGUACUGUACGGUAGUUGCCUGGACUUCAAUCCAGGGCCUCCGUGGUGCUGGCUGAGCGCUCUGACUUGGAAUUCACCCUCCGAGGCACAGCCACGUCGGACUGCUGUGAACAUUGAUUCUGGCUCUGAUGUCUAGAGUGAGGCCUAUACGCUGGGCCCGAUUGUCUCGUCUGUACUCCGUGCAGCUGCUUCACCGCAGAACGGAGCACGUCCCCUCGUUUCUAACUCUCAUCAGCCGUGUCCGUCUGUGGCAGGGGGUCAUGGUAACGCCCGGAAAGAUAAUCCAAUACAAAUUACAUUUUAGGAUGAAGUUGUGUUGCCAUUAGGGACUUAUGUAACGGAAAACCAGCCAAAUCGAUCAAGAGUUGCACGAAACCUCAAGAUUAAAAAAACCCCCCAGAAAUAAUGGCUGUGAUAUCACCGGCUCCUCACGAUGUCAUCUCAAGUGGCAUUAAUUGAAUCGAUUGGCGGCACCCCCGGUCACGAUGGUGACCCGGGGGUGCCAAAACCUCCGUAACUCCGAAACCAGAAAGCCUAUGAAGAUUGGAGAUGCCAUUGAGCCCGAUAUGCAAUGCCAAAUAUGGAAAUAAAAAACACGCAAAACACCCAUAAAAAGGGGGGCUGCUGGGGAUUUGUGCGUGGCAACGGCUGUUUAUCGCUUGUUGUGAAAGUACAUCGGGAUGCUGGUCUGGUCAUUCCCCAGCACGUUCUGCUUCUUACGGGGGCGGCCACCACCCUUGUCUUUGGGAGCGAGACCACUUGGAGGCAAUGGCGCACCAGGCGCUCGCUUGCUACGGCCGGCGGUCACGGUGGUACUGGCGGGAUCGACAUUGUCGUCAUCAUCGCUCCCAGCGUCGCCCUCCGGCAGGACAGGGUAGUACCAGCGAUGCUCCCAGAAAAAAAAACCUUUAAACUAUGCCCGACCCACCAAUAUUUUGCGGUGACCCGGACUACCGCCAAUCGAUUCAAUUGUUCUGCGGUGCCGAAGAUAACGUUAUUGGAGGUAAUUAAAUCCUUCCGAUGGCAAAUGCGUGUCGGAAAGCAUUUUCAGAAUACACGUGUACGCAUGAUUUUUCUUCCUCGUUCUCUCUCGCGCACACAGCUCGCUUGGUCUGCCUCUACUGCCUCGAAUUAUUAACUGACUCGGUUAACGAAGCUUGUCAAAUCUCACCUUACAAUUUUACUUUAAUUCUAUUGAAGCAUAGCGCGAACAAAGCUCUUUAAGUUUCCCUUGAAGAGCAAAAACUGACCACUUUCAUCAUUUAUAUAUAAAACCAGACUGGUAUUUUAUUUUGAGCAUUCAAAUCGACUUACGGGUGGUCGCGCUUUUCUCGAAAGUAGUCACUCUCUCUGCCAUCUGCGAAGAAGGACAAUUGCCUGAAAAACAAGCCUGUUAUAUAUAUAUUUUCGUCUGUUAUAAACCAGUGUUUAUGGCGAAAUGUG